GAACAGUGCGGUGUGUCGUCGCCGUCGUCGUCAUCGCCGUCAUCAUCAUCAUCAGCGUUACGCGAUACCGCGCCGAGGUGCGUCGCCGGCUGUUGUGCUCCACGACGCUCGCGACGACGACCGAGACUCCGGCCGAGACUGCGGCAGUAGUUGAGGAGGGAACCUGUGAAAAGAGCCACCGCCAAACGCAAGGCGACAAGUGUACGCGCGCGGGCGCGUUGACGAGAGAAUACUCGCAGCAAAUUGUCGCGGCAGAGUCGGAGAUCCGGUACAUCUAAACAUGGAAUUGACACGAUUACCUUCGACACUGGCUCUGGCUUUGGCCCUGGCCUUUCUUUCGACAGUACACCGUUGUGACGCCGCCUCAGAAAGUAUAAUAGGAAGCCGGGAGACCUGUGACAUCGAGGGGGAAGAUAUCACCGUCGACAAGAUCCUGAACACGAGCUGCUUCCGCUGCAUUUGCAAGAACGGCUUCGUGGAGUGUUUGAAGCGACAAUGCCCGAACAUCGAAGGUUGCUAUGCACUGCUAGACCCACGCGACGACGAGUGCUGCCACACAUGCACAGGGUGCAAACAGAACGGCGUUUAUCAUGCAUCGGACACGGAAUGGACGGAGGAAAAGGAUCCCUGCCAAAUAUUUACCUGUAAAGCGGGUGUUAUCACCAAAUCAGAACUACUGUGUUACACGCCCUGCUCCCAUCCGAAAGAGGCCCCGCCUGGCCAGUGUUGUCCCAUAUGCGAAGGAUGCUUAGCAAACGGGCAGAAGGUAACGGAGGAUCGAUCGGUGACAACGACGGAGGACCCCUGUGUAACCUGCAGGUGCAACAAAGGACACCUCACCUGCGCGAAGCAAGCCUGUCCAACGCUUAAUUGUCCUCCCUCGAGGAUCGUCAACGAACCUGGGGAAUGCUGUCCGCAUUGUCGAGGUAGUGCAAGAUUUUUCUCGCCUCCGAAAGGCGCGUGCAUGCUCGGCACGCGUUUGUAUGACUCGGGCAGUGUGUUUCGCCCGGAUCACUGUACGGACUGCACCUGCGCCAAUUCGGCGCUCUCGUGCGAGAGGAAGACCUGUCCGAUACUGGACUGUCCCAAAGAACAUCAGACGAGGGAGCUCAACAACUGUUGCCUGAAAUGCCCGCAGGUCGAGGAGAGCAGAGCCUCUUGCUCUUACGGCGGAAGAACUUAUGUGGAUGGCGAAAAUUGGAAGCUGGAUUCCUGCAAGACAUGCACCUGCAAACAGGGUAAAGUACGCUGCGCAAUGCCUCAGUGUCCGCCGAUGAACUUUCGUUGCCCGCCAAAUUCCAGAUUGGAGCAUCCGGAAGGACAAUGCUGUCCGCGAUGUGUCGAGCGCGACGGAGUUUGCACGGUUUUCGGAGAUCCGCACUAUCGUACAUUCGACGGUAAAUUCUACAACUUCAAGGGACCAUGCAAGUACCAGCUGGUUACCGAUUGUUUCUCUCACACAUUCAGCAUACGGGUGACCAAUGAUGACAGAAAAACGAAAUUCUCAGCAUGGACCAAAACUAUUGCCAUAAAGAUCGGCGAUUUGAAAGUAAAUCUUGGUCAGAAAAUGAGAGUGAAGGUAAACGGCAAGAAGGUGACUGUUCCUUAUCGCGUUGCUAACCAACUGGACAUCAAUCGUACGGACGACAGUGUGAUUGUCAAUACGCGGAUCGGGAUCAAGGUGCAUUGGGAUGGUAUCAGCUUUCUCGAAGUGUCUGUGCCUUCGUCGUACAGGGGCCAAUUAUGCGGUCUUUGUGGUAAUUUCAAUUCCCAAAUCAAAGACGACUUUACUAUGCGACAUGGUCGAGUGGUGCAGGAUCAGCAGCUGUUCGGUCAAUCCUGGGCCGUGGGUAUUGCCAAGAAAUGUGGCGCCCGAAGAAAUUCUACCUCGAAAUUCGGAAAUAUUACCAGGCAGAGACGUUGUCGAGAAAGAAAAGAUCAACGAUUAUGUAACCGACUGAAAUCACAGAUCUUCUAUCCGUGCCACAAGAAGGUGAAUCCGGCGAUGUACUUCAAAGCCUGCCUCCAAGACAUGUGCGAGUGCCCGACCCAGCACUGCUAUUGCGAGUCCUUCGUGGCGUACGCGCACGAAUGCAAGCGACUCGACAUCCCACUGCCACACUGGCGGAAAGCCACGAGGUGUCGGACCAUUUGGGACCAACCAAUAAGUUCGACAAAUUUCCCUCGCCACUUACAUUAAUCGCGCACUUUGUCCACCGCCGCGUCCGGCCGCUGAAAACUCUCAACUCCCGAGGGACGUGCAGCAAGAACGGCUGCGUCAAACUUUGGGACACAUUCUGCAUGCAUUUAGAGAAAUCACUUUAUAUACGCUCCCAUUCCUCUUCUUCCUUUUCCCUUUCUAACACACCCGAGAUAACUUUUUUUUUUUUUAGUAUACGCGAAUAAUGAAGAAGAGAUACGAUGCUGGAAUUCAGAUAUUUGGAAUUAACGUUCUGCACGUAGAGCUAUAAAGACACUCUAAAAUGCGCGAGAUAAUCGAGAAAGAGCAAAAUUCUCUCGGAAAAUUCGGAAUUCCCGAAGUCGAAUUUUUUUUAUUGAGAGCAAAAUGAAGCUUCCGAUUAAAUACUCAGCGAGCGAAUAGCAUAAGGAACGUGGUACUCUUCUUAGUACCCUAUGACAUAUACGAGGGAUUAAUGCGAAAUAAGUAUUCAUAAAUGCUUAUUUAUUCGCGGGGCAACGUAAUGCACGCGGCACUUAUAAGUCUCUACCGUCUAUAAUGAGAAACGGCAAUAGACUGUUAAUGCGGUAGAAAAUGUUUCGCCGCUUGCGUUGAAAAUGUAUAAUACGAACGGCCGUAUGUAUGUACGUAUGCAGUCAUACUGCCACGCCGUCGGAAUAAUCUUAGUAUUGUAUUACGACAAACGACGUGUGUAACUGUUAACAAUGAUGAAGCAUAAAAUAGUUAAAAUUUUCUCUCGAGUCCGCGAGCUACCAGCUUAUGUCUCUCCUCUUCGACAUUCUUCGCGCGAUGUUAUCUUUCUAUUCCCCCAAGAGCUCUUUCAGUCUUGCGGGAGCGCACAGACCGGACGCGGCGGAGUGCUCGGCGAGAAUCUACUAGUCACCACUUCGUAUCAAUAUGCAUUAACGUGAAUUUUUUCAGUCAGACUCUGACUCGAGUGUCUCCUAGUAGCGACUGUUCGCCGACGCGGAGCGGCGGCGAUUUCGCGCUCAUUCGUACGGAAAUCUCACACGUGGAUCACAAGUACGCAGCACAAGUGCGCAGCCAUGACGCCCGGGAACAUGGAUCUCACGUGUAUGUGUGCUUCACGAUUUCACGCGAAAUCCCGUAGGGCGUAGAUAAUCCGAAAGGAGAGCAAAAUGCGAGUCGUGCAAAUGACGAUCUUGUGUCGCGCAGGGUGAAGCACAAAAAAAAGCAAAAACUCAUAUUUAUAACGCCUAUAAAUUGAAACUUGGGACGUAAUUUAAUUCUGAAUCUUAUAUGUCAGUGUGUAGGUUCGCGUACAUUAUUGUGAAUCGAGAAUGAUAUAUCGUUCCAUAGGCUCGCCCCCUCAUGUGUGAGAUACGUUGAAUUAUUAUCGAACAAAAUUGAUGUAACACACCGUGAUUGAUAAUAUGUAUUCAGCAUCAUUGAUUGUAUUGUAAUUUCAUAAUUAAUAUAAUUAUUAUCGGCAUUUCUUAAUAAUCUAUAUGGAUGCUGCCUUACGAACUUUAUAUGUACUUCAUUGAGAGGCUUACGUACGAUCACUCGAAUAAUCGCAGAAGAUAGAGUAUUGAUCAAAAGAUAUGUAUACUUUAUAAAACAAAACCGAUAUGCUUGAAUUCAUGAGGAUUUCAGCAGUUUGUAGUAGCAGAUGGCGAGAUGUGUCUUGCAAUGUUUCGAAACACCGUGCAGUAUUUCGGCCGAUGAGCAGGCUCGCGGCAUAGCAUGUAUGUACAUCCCAGUUUAACGCAAUCGAUCGAUUAUAUGUAUAUGUAUGUGUACACAUAUAUAAAUAUGUAUAUGGACUCGCGGAUCCUUUGAAUCCACAGAUCCGUGUCUCUGCCGGACCUUAUAUUCGUAUAUCUGUGUUCUGUAUCUUCUCGCGGCUCUUCGCAUUAACGAAGAUUCGCGAAUUCAAUGAAUUGUCGAAUCAAAUUUGACGAAUCAUAUAGAUCUGCGGUUUUUCAAACUCUUGCUUUUUAAGAUAUCUUUGAAAUCUUUUCGAUCUUUUCGAUCGAAUUCCGGAGAUUACACGUCUAAACGGAUUUCUAGAUACGUUGCUCCUUCAGUUCAGCAAUGAGUUGACAAUUCCACGAAUCUUUUGAUCCAUAAAUCCACGAUCGCUCUAAAUUUCUCAGAUUCAUAAAUUUCCACGGAUCCGGAUAUACAUAGAUAUUAAUUCAUUACAUUCGCCCUGAAUGCAAUGAAUUCGGAAUCCACGAAUUGCGCUUGCACUCAUGAAUCGCGGCUUCACAAAUAUAUUGUUCUAUUUCUAGAUUUCUGUCAUAGAUCUCUGAUCUCAUUGUAGAUCUCCCGUUUUAUACAGAUCCUUGGAUUCACAGCUCGCCGCGUUUACCAGACUCUUACAUUUUCGUCAUGUAGAAUUAGAAGGGAGCAUUUUCCCGUGUUGUCUUCGACGACAAGUACACCCUUUUAUAUAUUAUGUAUACAACAUAUGUAUGUAUAAGUAGCGUAUAACGUAUAUAUAUAUAUUUUAGUUUUAGUGAAGCGUUUAAAAAGUGUACAUAGAAAGACACGAUUAUUAACGUUAAGCAAGGCAUGGCUUUCAAUAACGAGCCACAAUUUUUAACUGACUUUUAUAUUAUUCCCUUUUUUACUCUGUUUCUUUGUUCGACUUUCUUCUCUUUGUCCCUUCAUACUUAUUUCUUUCUCUUACUUUCAUCUUUACCAAAUUAUUACAAAAAAUUUUGCAAAACAAUAGAAGCUACUUUUGCGAAAAGCGACACGGAAACAAUAUUUUAUUUUUUUUAUCUUAGCAAAACUGUAUAUAGUCGAAAUACACUGUAAUUAAUUAUCAUCGACGAGUUUCGGCGUGGAAUGAAACCAACUUUGUAUACCGGGUAGUCCAAAGCGUUAGCUAACUUUUAUCGACUUUAGCGUAGAGCUAAUAGUGUAGAGCAGAAAGUUAUGAGCGUAAUAAAUCAAUUAUAUUCGUAAA
Messenger RNA from Wasmannia auropunctata (little fire ant), 5141 nucleotides. RefSeq names its product BMP-binding endothelial regulator protein (gene cv-2). The transcript has 12 exons. Gene Ontology annotation, molecular function: protein binding. Lineage: Eukaryota; Metazoa; Arthropoda; Insecta; Hymenoptera; Formicidae. The record is from RefSeq and is a predicted model, not a curated record. Bases 281 to 2200 code for a protein of 639 amino acids.